Messenger RNA from Rosa rugosa (rugosa rose), 1045 nucleotides. Its product is annotated as F-box protein SKIP1-like. The coding region runs from base 8 to 1000 and encodes 330 amino acids. Gene Ontology annotation, molecular function: protein binding. Lineage: Eukaryota; Viridiplantae; Streptophyta; Magnoliopsida; Rosales; Rosaceae. The transcript has 2 exons. The record is from RefSeq and is a predicted model, not a curated record.
CGCGCAGAUGAAGCAUAAGACAAACCGAGCUCUCUCAAUUACACACACCAAACUCUCAAAAAUGGACCGAACCAAUAAUGAAGAAGAACCACCAGUGACCUCCGACUCCGACUCCGACUCCGACUGGGCCGGGUUGACCUACGAGUGCCUCGCCAACAUCCUCGCCCGGCUUCCCUUGGAGCACCGAUGGCGUGCGAUGCUCCUCUGCAAAUCAUGGCUGCUCGCCUGCAAGGACCCGCAUCUCAACUCGCGCUUCGUCCUCGAGCCCAAGCCCGAGUACGGGUCGGCUCAGUGGUGGGCCCCCGAGUUGGGGAGAAGGGUCGAUUCCAUUCUCCGAUCUGUUGCUGAAUGGAGCGAGGGGUCGCUUAGGGAGAUUCGCACCCGGAACUGCUCUAAUGACUCUCUCCAUUUCGUCGCCCAAAGGUGCCCAAACCUUGAGGUUCUUUCGAUCAAGUGCUGCCCGAAUGUGACUGAUGCAUCCAUGGCUGACAUAGCGUUUCGGUGCACCAUGAUUAAGGAACUUGACAUCAGCUAUUGCCAUGAAAUAUCUCACGAGUCUCUGGUGUUGAUUGGGAAGAAUUGCCCUAAUCUCACAAUUGUUAAACGGAAUAUGUUGAAUUUGCUAGAUCCUUCUGAACACGCUGGGAUUGUUCCUGAGGAGUAUUUAAAAACUUGCCCUCAAGAUGGAAAUUCAGAAGCUGAUGCAAUUGGCAAAUCUAUGCCGAAUCUCAAGCACCUUGAACUAAGGUUCUCCAAGGUAACGGCUAAAGGCCUUGGUUUGAUAUCUGCAGGGUGUCUGAAACUUGAGUACUUGGAUGUGUUUGGGUGUGUAAACUUGAAUAGUCGUGAUAUCAACAAUGCAACAUCCGAGCUGAAGAACUUGAAGGAGAUUAAAAAGCCAAAUUUCUACAUCCCUAGGUCGGUUUUCCAUACGGAGGAGAGGUAUGGACAUUGGAGGCUGUAUGAUGAGAGAUUUCAAACAGAUAUUUUCAGAAUCUAAUCUGCUACCUAAGCUUGGAAAUAAAACAUCUACAGGGCUUCAGCA